AUGCAUCUGCUGCUGCUACAGGUCGCUCGAGACCUUGAUGAGGCUACGAAUGGGAAUUCCAGUUGCCUGCAGAGGUGGUUUGAAUCGCGUUUGCAGCGCGAUACGCCGGAAUUUGAACAGCCGCCAAGUGUUUGGAUCGACGGUGCAUGGCCAGCACCGCUUCCUUCUGGUUGCAGAACCUUGUAUGACUUCGCCCAUGAUACAGUACGACACGCGCACCGCAUCUCGCUCGUGGCCAUACGACCAUAA
Molecule: messenger RNA, 249 nt
Organism: Pseudozyma hubeiensis SY62
Lineage: Eukaryota; Fungi; Basidiomycota; Ustilaginomycetes; Ustilaginales; Ustilaginaceae
Product: COP9 signalosome complex subunit 6
Exons: 1
Coding region: 1-249 (82 amino acids)
Source: RefSeq, a predicted model, not a curated record